GAUUGAAUUACAAUGUUUAUGUUAACAACGAAAGACGUUAUCAAUAGUGAAAAAAUGGCUUCAAAUAUGGAGAGUUCAAUUCAUAGAGGAUCAGAUUUGUUUUAUGACUUUUCUUGUUUCACAUGUCAGGAAAAUGAAAGAAACACAGAGGCUGAAUUUUACUGUGAGGAAUGUGCCAAGUUUUUUUGUGGGAAAUGUGUGAAGCUCCAUAACACACUUUUCAAGAAGCAUGCAACUUUGGGCAAGGGAAACAUAAGACAGUGGCCGGAGACCAAUGUGGAUUCACAUGAGCAAUGUCAAAAGCACACGAAAGAAAAACUGACAGGAUUCUGUGAGGACCACAGUGAGCUGAUAUGUCAUGGCUGCCAUAUCAACAAUCAUCAGAAAUGCAGUCAUGUGGUACAUAUAGCUGACAAAGUGAAAAACCUACAUCAACAAGGAGACUUCAAGCAGUUGUCAGCCACUGUUAAAACACAACAACAGCAAUUGAUACAUAUGAAAGAUUACUUUGAGGAAAAUAUGAAGUCUCUUGAGAAAUCUUACCAAAAAAUUCUGGAAGAAAUCAAUGCCAUACGCAAGACAAUUAAUGAUUCUUUGGAUCUACUGGAGAAGAAUACCAAGAAGGAGUUGGAUACAUUACUGGCCACCAUGAGGACAUCUAUUCAAACUGACAUUGAAAUCUGCUCAAAGUCCAUCACAAAUAUAAUAUGCUUAAAACAAGAUUUGCAAACAAGAAAAGACAAAAGUGAAGCACUGAGUUUUAUUAAGUAUAUAAAAUGUCAUAACCAGUCCAAUAAGGUAGAAGCAGUUUUACCAGAAAUGACAUAUAAGAAUGAGAGGACACUUACCUUUAAUCCUGCUACAACCAUUCAACAAACCCUGUCCACCCUCUCAGGAUUGGGACAAAUACUAAGCACAGUGAAACAAUCAAAAACUGCUAAAAGGACAACACAGAACACAGAGACCAGACAGAAUAAAUUUUCAGCAUCCAGCCAGUCUGACCCUGGAGACCAAUCAACUCCGGGAUUCAAGGUAAAAAAGUCAAAUCCAGAAUCCAGUUCAUCUAGACAGUAUAGCACUGGAAAGCAAACAAGUGAUGUGACCAAGUCAGGCCAUGUGUCAGAUCCGGUAGCAAGUUUAUCACACCUGCUGAUCCAGGGAUGUCAACCAGGUGCAGUAAUCAAACCUGAUCCAAUCAUAAAAGUGAACAGAAGUAAGAAGUAUAAUGUGAACAUUGUGAGGGAUUCAUCCAACUGCUUUAUAUCUGGUAUAUGUGAGACAGCCACUGGAGAACUCCUCAUCUCAGACUACGAUAACAACCGUGCAAAGCUGCUGGAUCAGACCUUCAAGGUGGUGGCCCACUGUGACUUGCCUGGUUCACCACGGUCCAUGUGCAGCAUUGACUCCAGUCUGGUGGCUGUUACUCUGAAUAACUGUGAGGUCCAUUUCAUGAGAGUGACCAAUGGUCAGCUGGUAAAGGACAGGAAACUGAAGCUCCAACAUGAGUGCCUAGGUAUUGCCCAUCACAAAGGUAACUUGUACAUUACAGAUAAUAGUGCUCUGUAUCGCUAUACUGUGGAUGGAAGACUGGUGAGCAAGAUGUAUGAAAAUACACCAGGUUUUUGGACAGUUAUGGCCUGUGCAGUGAGUCCAGAUGGAGAUAGGAUAUAUAUGGCCAACACGAUCAGUAAUCAGCUGGUGACACUGUCCAGGGAUGGCACAGUAAUCUCCACAUUCACUGACCCUGCACUGGGCUGGAGAUACAUGUAUGAUGUCCCACCUGGCCUCCAUGUGACAGACGCAGGACAAGUUCUGGUGUGUGGAGUACGGUCCCACACAAUCAUCCAGGUAGACAGGGAUGGGAGACAGAGACUGGCAGAGGUGGUCACAGAGAAGGAUGGUGUUACUUACCCUAUAUCUGUCUACUACAGUAAACACACAGGCUCACUCAUUGUGGGAAUGGAUUGUGAUGUUGAAAUUAGUGUUUAAGGCACCGUGACUGUUGGAGUAGAAUGAUGCUCAUUUAUAAUAAUAUAUACAUUCAUAUAUAGAUUUGUCAUUUCAUACAGUGUUACAGUUUUAUACACAGAGCAUAUAAGACAAAAAGCCUGUUGUAAUAGGACACAUUAAUUAUCUUCCUGUAGGAAAAAAAUAGACAUUUCCCAUAAAACCAGUCUUUGCCAUAUCAAUAUUAUUAUGAAAUUCGAAUUUAACUAUAUAUACUGAUAAUGCACAUAGAAAAUGACUACUUACUUUAAUUUUAACUAGGUAUAUGGAAGGAUUUUGUGUAAGAUAAUUAGUUUACUCAUGCAUGAUAUAUAUUAUAUCAUGAUUGUGUUCAUAAUAUGCAUGUUAAGUACUGUUAUACUUUUUCAUUAAUAUUGUCUGUGUGUCAUCUAUUGUUCAAACAUAUUUAUGUGAGAAUCAAAUCUAACAAUAAUCAUCAUUUCCAAAAUGACACAUUAAAACAAAACAAUAUUGUCACAAGGACACGUAUUGAAUUUUUUAAAUGUAAAAGCUUUUUUUAAAUAAUUAUUUCAACUGUUUUCAAUAAAAUAAUUGAAUGAAACUAUAUCAAAAUUUAAGAAAUUAUUUAAUGCCUAGAAAUUAAGAUUAUAAAUGAGUGAGUGUCAGUUGUUUUAUUGAUCAUCUUAUGUUAUGCAGGGGCAUAUUUAGGUGGGGGGGCUAGGGGGGCUGAAGUUGUUUGAUCAGGUUUUUACUCACAGUUUGUAUACUAUAAACACAUAUAUAACGGGGUUUAUUACAUUAAACACGCAUGUACCUAACAAAAUAUAAAUUUAUAAAACUAUAACAUUAAAUAGUCUUUUUGUUUUUGUAAAUAACUGAUAACUUUAAAAUAUCAUAACAUUAGUUGAAUAGUUGUAAGAACAUACCUGUGCAUAGAUUUUCUUAGGCCUAUGAUCAUGACACUUAAUAGGUACAUAGGAUCAUGACUGGCAGAUGACCCCUAUUGAUUUUCAGGUCACUAGGUCAAAGGUCAAGGUCACAGUGACUCGAAAUAGUAAAAUGGUUUCCGGAUGAAAACUCAAGAAUGCUUAGGCCUAGGAUCAUGGAACUUCAUAGGUACAUUGAUCAUGACUGGCAGAUGACCCCUAUUGAUUUUCAGGUCACUAGGUCAAAGGUCAAGGUCACAGUGACUCAAAACAGUAAAAUGGUUUCCGGAUGAUAACAGAAUGCUUAGGCCUAAAAUCAUGAAACUUCAUAGGUACAUUGAUAAUGACUGGCAGAUGACCCCUAUUGAUUUUAAGGUCACUAGGUCAAAGGUCAAGGUCACAGUGACUCGAAAUAGUAAAAUGGUUUCCGGAUGAUAACUCAAGAAUGCUUACGCCUACGAUCAUGAAACUUCAUAGGUACAUUGAUCAUGACUGGCAGAUGACCCUUAUUAAUUUUCAGGUCACUAGGUUAAAGGUCAAGGUCACAGUGACAAAAAACGUAUUCACACAAUGGCUGCCACUACAACUGACAGCCCAUAUUGGGGCAUGCAUGUUUUACAAACAGCCCUUCUUUAUAUUUAAAAUAUAAUUUCAUAAUUAUGUAAGUUAAAUAGAACCACAUAUGAUUUUUUUUAAUUGAUUGAUAUUUCUUUAGGAAGAUCAGUCUUACUCAAAUUAGAUUUGAAAUUGUAUAAACUAUUAAAGAUUUAUAGUACAUGAGGCAUCUUUAGUUUUUUUUAUGCCCCCCUUCGAAGAAGAGAAGGUAUAUUGCUUUGCUCAUGUCGGUCGGUCUGUCGGUCUGUCAGUCCGUCCACCAGGUGGUUUCAGAAUGAUAACUCAAGAACGCUUGGGCCUAGGAUCAUGAAACUUCAUAGGUAGAUUGAUCAUGACUCGCAGAUGACCCCUAUUGAUGUUAAGGGCACUAGGUCAAAGGUCAAGGUCACGGUGACCCGGAAUAGUAAAAUGGUUUCCUGAUGAUAACUCAAGAAAGCAUACGCCUAGGAUCAUGAAACUUCAUAGGUAGAUUGAUCAUGACUCGCAGAUGACCCCUAUUCAUUUUGAGGUCAAAGGUCAAGGUCACGGUGACCCAAAAUAGUAAAAUGGUUUCCGGAUGAUAACUCAAGAACGCAUACGCCUAGGAUCAUGAAACUUCAUCAUUAGAUAGAUCAUGACUUGCAGAUGACGCCUAUUGAUUUUGAGGUCACUAGGUCAAGGUCACGGUGACCCGAAAUAGUAAAAUGGUUUCCGGAUGAUAACUCAAGAACGCAUACGCCUAGGAUCAUGAAACGUCAUAAGUAGAUUGAUCAUGACUCGCAAAUGAACCCUAUUGAUUUUGAAGUCACUAGGUCAAAGGUCAAGGUCACGGUGACCUGAAAUAGUAAAAUGGUUUCCGGAUGAUAACUCAAUAACGCAUACGCCUAGGAUCACGAAACUCCAUCGUUAGAUAGAUCAUGACUCGCAGAUGACCCCUAUUGAUUUUGAGGUCUUUAGUUCAAAGGUCACGGUGACCCAAAAUAGUAAAAUGGUUUUUGGAUGAUAACUGAAGAACGCAUACGCCUAGGAUCAUGAAAUUUCAUAGGUAGAUUGAUCAUGACUCGCAGAUGACCCCUAUAGAUUUUGAGGUCACAAGGUCAAAGGUCAAGGUCACGGUGAGCCUAAAUAGUAAAAUCAUUUUCGUAUGAUAACUCAAAACGCAUAUUCCUUGGAUCAUGAAACUUCAUAGGUAGAUUGAUCAUGACUGGCAGAUGACCCCUAUUGAUUUUGAGGUCAUUAGGUCAAAGGUCAAGGUCACGGUGACCCGAAAUAGUAAAAUGGAUUUCGGAUGAUAACUCAAGAACACAUACGCCUAUGAUCAUGAAACUUCAUGGGUAUAUUGAUCAUGACUCGCAGAUGACUCCUAUUCAUUUUCAGGUCACUAGGUCAAAGGUCAAGGUCACGGUGAUCCGGAAUAGUAAAAUGGUUUAUGGAUGAUAACUCAAGAACGCAUACGCCUAGGAUCAUGAAACUUCAUCAUUAGAUAGAUCAUGACUUGCAGAUGACUCCUAUUGAUUUUGAGGUCACUAGGUCAAAGGUCAAGGUCACGGUGACCCGAAAUAGUAAAAUGGUUUCCGGAUGAUAACUCAAGAACGCAUAUGCCUAGGAUCAUGAACCUUCAUAAGUAGAAUGAUCAUGACUCGCAGAUGACCCCUAUUGAUUUUGAGGUCACUAGGUCAAAGGUCAAGGUCACGGUGACCCGAAAUAGUAAAAUGGUUUCCGGAUGAUAACUCAAGAACGCAUAUGCCUAGGAUCAUGAACCUUCAUAAGUAGAUUGAUCAUGACUCGCAGAUGACCCCUAUUGAUUUUGAUGUCACUAGGUCAAAGGUGAAGGUCAUGGUGACCCGAAAUAGUAAAAUGGUUUCCGGAUGAUAACUCCAGAACAAAUACGCCUCGGAUCACGAAACUCCAUCGUUAGAUAGAUCAUGACUCGAAGAUGACCCCUAUUGAUUUUGAGGUCACUAGGUCGAAGGUCAAGGUCACGGUGACCCAAAAAAGUAAAAUGGUUUUUGGAUGAUAACUCAAGAACGCAUACGCCAAGGAUCAUGAAACUUCAUGGUAGAUUGAUCAUGACUCGCAGAUGACCCCUAUAGAUAUUGAAGUCACUAGGUCAAAAGUCAAGGUCACGGUGACCCUAAAUAGUAAAAUGAUUUUCGUAUGAUAACUCAAGAACGCACAUUCCUAGGAUCAUGAAACUUCAUAGGUAGAUUGAUCAUGACUGGCAGAUGACCCCUAUUGAUUUUGAAGUCUUUAGGUCAAAUGUCAAGGUCACGGUGACCUGAAAUAGUAAAAUGGUUUUCGGAUGAUAACUCAAGAACGCAUACGCCUAGGAUCAUGAAACUUCAUGGGUAGAUUGAUCAUGACUCGCAGAUGAGCCCUAUUGAUUUUGAGGUCACUAGGUCAAAGGUCAAGGUCACGGUGACCCGAAAAGUUUAAUGGUUUCCGGAUGAUAACUCGAGAACGCUUACGCCUAGGAUCCUGAAACUUCAUAGGUACAUUGAUCAUAACUCGCAGAUGACCCAUAUUGAUUUUCAGGUCACUAGGUCAAAGGUCAAGGUCACGGUGACCCAAAAACAGUAAAAUUGUUUCCGGAUGAUUACUCAAGAACGCUUUUUCCUAGGAUCAUGACACUUCAUAGGUACAUUGAUCAUGACUCGCAGAUGACCCCUAUUGAUUUCAGAUCACUAGGUCAAAGGUCAAGGUCACAGUGACAAAAAACAUAUUCACACAAUGGCUGCCACUACAACGGACAGCCAAUAUGGGGGGGCAUGCAUGUUUUACAAACAGCCCUUGCUUAAAGUUUAAACAAUGAUGAAUGAAUGCAUUUUAAGUUUUAAAUAUGCACAAAUAUAUGUGUGAGUUGUUUAAUCAUUUAAAAGUUUAUUUGACAAUAGUCAAUAAUAUAUCAUUACAAUACGUUGUUGUAAUAACUUAAAAAUAUGGGUAUUCUUAAUCUAAUGAGAGAUCUUAUACUUUUUCCCAGAUUUGAUGAGAGAUAUAUAUGUAAAUCACUAAAAGCAACUGUUUGAUAUGUUGAUGUCUUUGAAAUGUUUUUUUAGUUUAUUCAUAUACAUGUGUAACUUGAAAUAAAGAGUGUUGCUUAAAA
Dreissena polymorpha is the source of this 6594-nucleotide messenger RNA. RefSeq lists its product as uncharacterized. The record is from RefSeq and is a predicted model, not a curated record. The transcript has 3 exons. Bases 13 to 1989 code for a protein of 658 amino acids. Lineage: Eukaryota; Metazoa; Mollusca; Bivalvia; Myida; Dreissenidae. Gene Ontology annotation, molecular function: zinc ion binding.